AUAGCAAUUGUUGAUAACAAUAGGGUAGAUACAGUUUUCAUAGUUGCAUUGUUUAUGUCGCAGUUUUAGGUGUAUAUUAAUUUUAGGGUAAUUUGAACGGAGGGGUCGCAAGCAAAUGGAAGAGACGGAUGAUUCGAGAAUCAAAGACGCAGAGGCGGAAAACUUGAGGCCGAAACGGAAAUCUGGAAGCAAAUGUAGAAAAUCGUCCAUCAACACAGAAUCCACAACUCCGGAAAACUGCAAUUCUAAGCGGCCACCUCUUCGAAGAGGAAGUUCCUUUACUUUUUUAACACCAGGAUCAAACUGGGAUUUUACUUUGAAAAGAAAAAGAAGGGAUAAAGAUGAUGAUGUUGUUAGUCUAUGCAGCUUUGAUUUUAAGGAGCCAAGUCACAAGCGGGUUCGCCCCCUUAGCAGGGUGACUUCACUGGCUAAUCUAAUCUCACCUGUAAGAAAUGGCGCUGUCAGGCGCUUUGGACAUACAAUUCAGUCCAUCUCUUUUCGAAGUGACAGCAAGUCACCAAAUAGUUCCCAGAAGUCCUGCAGCAAAGCAGCGGCACCCACCCCACCAAAACGGCGCAAUAGCACCCUUUGGUCUGAGACACUUGAUGUUAACAAAAAGGGAACGUUUUCUGCCAAAGAAAUCAAAAGACAGGAGGCUAUUUUUGAACUGUACAGAGGAGAGCAAGAUUUAAUUGAUGACCUGAAGUUGGCUCGAAAGGCUUACCAUGACCCCAUGCUGAAGCUGUCUAUUAUGUCUGAGGAUGAACUGACUCAAAUAUUUGGAGAUCUGGAUUCCUAUAUCCCCUUACAUGAAGACCUUCUGGAACAACUCACAAAAGCUACAGAUCCAGAUGGGACAGUGGGGCAGAUUGGACACAUAUUUAUUAAAUGGCUGCCAAGACUCAAUGCAUAUAAAAAAUACUGCAGUAAACAGCUGGCAGCAAAAGCAUUGUUGGAUCAGAAAAAGCAAGACCGCAGAGUUCAGGACUUUCUCCAGCGAUGUCUCGAGUCCCCAUUCAGCCGAAAACUCGACCUCUGGAGCUUCCUGGACAUUCCACGGAGCAGACUGGUCAAAUAUCCCCUGCUUCUGAAAGAGAUUUUAAAGCACACUCCAAAUGACCAUUCUGAUAUUGAGACGUUGGAAGAAGCUAUUUCAAUAAUCCACGGUGUACUUUCUGACAUCAAUGUAAAGAAAGGUGAAUCUGAAUGCCAGUAUUACAUUGACAAAUUAGACUACCUUGAUGAAAGACAAAAAGAUCCACGAAUAGAAGCCAGUAGGACACUGUUGUGUCAUGGAGAGCUGAGGAAUAAGAGUGGAACUAAACUGUAUGUAUUCCUUUUUCAAGACAUCUUGAUUUUAACCAGGCCGGUGACCCGUAGUGAUCGGCCUUACUACCAGGUUUAUCGUCAGCCAAUUCCAGUAGAAGAACUGGUUCUGGAGGACUUACAAGAUGGAGAUGUUCGAAUGGGAGGCUCAUUCAGAGGAGCUUUCAGUAACGCAGACAAAGCCAAAAACAUCUUCAGAGUUCGAUUCCAAGAUCCAUCUCAGGGCCAGUCACAUACCUUGCAAGGCAACGACAUAUUCCACAAACAGCAGUGGCUCAACUGUAUCCGUGCCGCUAUUGCUACACACCAGCAGAACCAUUCUCCAUUGAAGGAGAAACAAGAAACUGUAGAGACCCACGAACAGAACUCCCGAGUGGGAAGUACCAAGGAGAAGCGGCGCGAGUCUGUUCUCUCUGGAAUUGUUCAUAUGGAAGCAGAUGAGAUUUCUGAAUCAGGGUCUGUUCAGGAUGACACAACAGAGGAGACUGAAAACCUACAGGUGGCUGUCAACAAGACGCCACCAGUUCACAAAUCAAAAAAGGACAAAUCCCAAUCAGGGGGCAAAAGAAAAGAAACAGUUGUGUAAAUAGUGUCUGUUGCUGCACUCCAAUGAAUUGUUGUAUUUAUAAGUGUUACAUUUUUGUUUUGUCUUAAGAAAUGUAAUAAUUUCUUUUGUUUUUUUAUUUUAUUUUUCAUGAUGGCAGCUACAUUUGUCGAGUCUGUUAUACUUUCUGUAUAACAUUAGGGUUUGUUUUUAAAGUUGUGAACUUUUACUUAAAAGUAUUCCAACAGUAUGCCAAUUUCCUAAAAGUGAAUCUGAUCAUCUGAAACCCCGAUUUUCAGUGUAAUAAAUGAGCACAUACCUAUUAGAGUUACACACAUGCGUUUAAGUGUGUCCAUGGGUGUAAUUUGCAGCCAGAAAUGAUUUCCUUAAUAUUGUAAAUAAGUAUUAUAGCCGUUAUUACACUUUGGAAAAUAUGGAUCAGAUAAAAAAUGAGAUUGUUCAUUCUGUAAAUUGUUUGAUGUAAAUAAGGGGUCACUAUAGAGCAUGCUGUGUUUUUUUAGACUGUUCUGGAACACACUGUCUUACAAAUGUAAAUAGACAUUCCUUCUUAUAUGGACAUAUUUUCUAAGCAUAUUAAUGACCUUGAAUCAUAUUAUUUGUAUUUUAUAAUUGAACUCCACCAUAUUUUAUUAUUUUUUUAAACAAUUUUAAACAAGCAGUUGUAGAGAAGAUAGAGUAGGUUUUUUCCCCCGUAUUGCCCUUUUUUUUUUGUAUAUUGUUAAAACCUACAAUCUGAGCCAUGGUAAUGCUGAGCCAAAAGUGUUCACCAUAAAGCCAAACAAACUCAUUCAGAGUCACAUCUUGCAUGUGGAUUUGUGUUUUUGGACUGAUGUUGUUACUGCAAGCAUUGAAAAUAUAUAUAUUUAUAUAUACAGUAUAUAUGUAUAUAUAUAUUUUUAUUUGUGGAACUACUGAGAGAAGCCGUGUACAGAAGACUGAUAAGGUAGCUGAUAUGUUGAUAAAGGUUAGUGCAUCUAGUUUUUAAAAUGUAAAAAAGGUUUUGAGUGUUGCUCUUUUUUUGUGAAGAGCUAUGACUUUUAAGCUCAGAUGAAGGAUUUCGUUAGAAAAAUUAGUGACUAUGAGCUUUAAGAGUGAUGGGAUUUGCAUGUGAGGAAGGUGAAAGGAGAAGGAUAUGGUACGUUGUAAUUUACAUUACUUGUAAGUAAAGAAGGUUUGAGGAAUGUGCAGUUUUCAAAUUGUGGUAUACAAUAUCAAGAGAUGAAGUACAAUAAAAUUAAGUGUUAGCAGAA
This is a messenger RNA of Erpetoichthys calabaricus (reedfish), 3141 nucleotides long. RefSeq names its product neuroepithelial cell transforming 1 (gene net1). The record is from RefSeq and is a predicted model, not a curated record. Lineage: Eukaryota; Metazoa; Chordata; Cladistia; Polypteriformes; Polypteridae. The transcript is spliced from 12 exons. Gene Ontology annotation, biological process: positive regulation of Rho protein signal transduction; intracellular signal transduction. Gene Ontology annotation, molecular function: guanyl-nucleotide exchange factor activity. Bases 116 to 1912 code for a protein of 598 amino acids.